CAUUUAUGGAAAUUAAAAUAUUAAACGGGUUUGGGAAUUAUAAUCAUAAACUAGUUGGGGUUCGUACCAAUCCGUUUACAUUCAUUAAUGUGUACUCUCUCCGAUCGAAAACAAGUAUUGUGCCUCUCUCUCGGCCUCCUCUCUGCAACUCCUUUUUCGAUAACCUCUGGCGAGUAUUGACUACCUUUCCUGGUCGUCGCCGUUGGCCUUUGUCGUCGCUGUUGAAGCAGUAAUAAUUGCAGAUUUUCACCAUUGCUGCUUGCAUUCUCUAUUAAUCUUUGUCUGGUCACAAUUCCAGUACAGCAUAAGAGGAUCUUGUAAUGGGAAUCAGUAAAACAGAAGUAAACUUAAGGAGACUGCUUGUAGCUGCACCUCGGCAACAAAAUAAAGCAAAACUCAUACAUUAUGUUGCUACUUUACGGGAACAACUGGAACAUUUGGCUGAAGAAAGAAACCCAGAUGGCUUACCUAGAGUUCCAAAGGCUAAGGUGAAUGAGUAUUCAGAGAAGAUUGAAGCCAUUGCUUCCAGAAUAGCUGCACCAAUUACUCAUAUUCAGGUAUCUGAAGAAUCUGUUGCUGAGAGUUCUGCUAAAGAAAGUCCUAAAGCGGAUGAAGAAACUCACUUUGCCUCUUCUCCAGGCUUGAGAAGAAGAUUCGUGGCAGCAUCAAAUAUUGAUGACAGAACUCAUGACCUUAAUCAGGUUCAUACAUCAGCAACUGUCAAACUGGAUACUGCAGCAAAAGCACACAUUGAAAAGCACAGAAAGCUUCAGGAGGAUUUGACUGAUGAAAUGGUCCAGUUGGCCCAGCAACUCAAAGAAAGUAGUCUCAUGAUGAGUCAGUCCGUGCAAAAUACUGAAAAGAUACUUGAUUCUACAGAGAAGGCUGUCGAGCAGAGCUUGGCUAGCACUGGUCGUGCUAAUGUUCGAGCCUUGGAGAUAUACUCAAAAACUUCCAAAACCACAUGCUUCACAUGGCUUCUGAUUUUUGUAAUGACCUGUAUUUUCAUCAUGGUUGUACUCCUAAUUCGUGUCACUUGAACUGUUAUGAUUCUCGCAGUUAACCAUGCCAGUUUCCUUCUAAAUUUGUGGUGCUCAAAUAGCUAUUCAGAUAAUUUUUCCACCAUAUCUCUGCAGUACAGAGCACAAUAACAUUUCUUGUGGACUGUUUUAUUUAAUCUUGCAACUCUUAAAGUUGGUUCCCGUUUUGUGUUAUUAGGAUGGACAACUAAUCUGAAGUGAAUUUAUCAAUCUUCUCAUA
Molecule: messenger RNA, 1260 nt
Organism: Manihot esculenta (cassava)
Lineage: Eukaryota; Viridiplantae; Streptophyta; Magnoliopsida; Malpighiales; Euphorbiaceae
Exons: 8
Coding region: 321-1040 (239 amino acids)
Biological process (GO): retrograde vesicle-mediated transport, Golgi to endoplasmic reticulum
Cellular component (GO): SNARE complex; endoplasmic reticulum
Molecular function (GO): SNAP receptor activity
Source: RefSeq, a predicted model, not a curated record